AUGCUUAAGCUUCUCUUCUUGGUUGUGGCACUCACCUACAACGGCAGCGCGGCGUUGUUUGAUCAGGAGCUCCGCUCGCUGACGGCGCGGCCGAACAAUGAUCCAUGUCGAGGCACGGCGGGCGCUAGAGGGGCACGUCCCGGAAGCCCCGGCCGCCGCUGCUGCUACGUUGUCGGCGUCACCGGUGGAGGGCCGCUGCUUGGGCCGCUUGCUCUGAAGGGGGAACUGCUGCGGCCGCGGCCACGCGCCGCCAACACGCGUGUCGCUGCCGAUCGAACGAGGAGGAGAUUGCGCUCGCUGAGGAGGAGGAGGCUGAGUGCGGCGCACCCGGGCUGCAGGUCGAACCGACCGCGACGUGACGACGGUGAGGGAUUGUUGUGGUCGUCUUCGUCGUCGUGGACCGCGUUGUCUUCCUCGCGAGGUCUGCGGGCGGGCACGGCGGCGCGAUCGUCACGUUUCAACGGUAGCAGCCGUAGGCUUGCGGGGCGGGAUGGCGACGCCGGCGACAACCCGGACCUUGUUGAACAAUCAGAAGACGAGGCCGCAGCGGCGGCGGCGGAGGAGGAGGGUUCAGCGGGAGGGUGGCAAGGGUGGGUGAACGGGGCGGUCGCCAAGGUGAAGGAAGCGCUGCCGGAGCCGAGCGAGGCGAAGAAGAUCCUCCCGCUGGGAUUGAUGCUGUUCUUCAUCCUCUUCGACUACACCAUCCUCAGAGACACAAAGGACGUGCUGGUGGUGACGGCUCCGAGCAGCGGCGCCGAGGUGAUCCCGUUCCUCAAGACGUACGUCAACCUUCCCGGCGCCGUGGCCUUCACGGUCCUGUACUCGAAGCUCUGCAACGCCGCCGAGCAGGAGCGGGUGUUCUACACGGUGAUCGGCUUCUUCCUGUCCUUCUUCGCCGUCUUCGCGGCCUUCCUCUACCCGAAUCGGGACGUCUUGAGCACCGCCGUCCUGGCGGACUCUAUGCAGGCGUUCCUCCCCCAGGGUCUGUCGGCGCUCUCCAGCAUCGUCAGGAACUGGACUUUCUCGCUGUUCUACCUCAUGUCGGAGCUGUGGGGGUCCGUGGUCGUCAGCGUCUUGUUUUGGGGAUUCGCAAACGAAAUCGUGUCCGUAUCGGAGGCGAAGCGAUUCUACCCUCUCUUCGGCUUGGGCGCCAACGUAGCCCUCGUCUUCUCCGGGCAGUACGUGAGGCUGGUGUCCUCGAUCCGGCAGUCCCUUCCCCCAGACGUGGACAAAUGGGGGGUGUCUCUGCAGCUGCUCAUGGGCGCGGUCGUCACGGGCGGGCUGGUCGUGGCCGGGUGCUACCGGUGGAUGCAGGAAAACGUUAUUACGGACCCGGAGUGUGUCGAUGCUGCCAGCGCCGCCUGCAUGAAGGAGACGACCAGCCUGACCCUCAGGGAGAGCGCCGCCUUCCUUGGGUCCAACGACUACCUUCGUGACGUCGCUAUCCUUGUCAUCGCCUACGGCACCAGCAUCAACAUCGUUGAAGUCACGUGGAAGGCGAAGCUGAAAAUGGCUUACCCUGACCCUAACGACUACUCCGCUUUCAUGGGCAACUUCUCGAGCACCACCGGCCUGGUAACGCUGGGUAUGAUGCUCCUGGGCGGGCAGGUGUUCAAGAACUACGGGUGGGGCACGGCAGCGAAGGCGACGCCGGUAGUGCUUCUUGUAACCGGGGUUGGUUUCUUCUCGCUAUCUAUCUUCGGGGAUGCAUCACCGGUGCAGGAGAUGCUGGGGGCUUUGAGCACAAACCCUCUAACCCUGGCGGUGCUGGCGGGCGCGGCCCAGAACGUGCUGUCCAAGUCUUGCAAGUACUCGCUCUUCGACCCCUGCAAAGAAAUGGCUUACAUUCCCCUGUCCCAGGAGGAGAAGCGUAAGGGCAAGGCUGCCGUCGACGUAGUAGGAAACCCUCUCGGCAAAUCCACAGGCUCAUUCGUCCAGCAGGGACUCUUCCUUGCGACGGGGUCCCUCCAGGCCUCCACCCCCUACCUGGGGGGGGUAUUGCUCGCCGUGAUCACCACGUGGCUCUUCGCAGCGGACUCGCUCUCCAAGAAGUUCGAGGCAGCGAUGGGACUGGUGGGCGAUACGACGGCGCCGCCGGCAUUGGCAUCGGCAUCGGAAGGACCACGAUCACCACCACCGCCUGCUGCCGCAGCAGCAGCAACAGCAACAACAAUGCCAAGGGUUACCACCGACGCACAGGCGGCAGGGACAGCAGCGGCAGCGGGUCAGGAGUUGGCGGAAGAGAAGGAGGCGGCAGCGGGGCAUGGGCUGGGGCGAUAAGGACGCGAAGCCGAGGCCAAGGCUGCACAACUGGUGGGUUAGUCCACUGCAGCGGCACCGGGUGCGCGUACUGUACGGUGAAAGGCGAGGAAGGCCGGGUUUGUAAACCCUUUGGUGGCAACGACGAAGUGCAUGCGGUUUUGGUGGCGGCGGCGGCGGCGGUGUGUUGUUGGUGCGGAUUUGUUCUCCCACACACCGCUCAAUAACACCGUCCGUGACAGGUCGGGGAGCAGGUGGACCUGGACAGCGGGAAGAUGUGAGAAGAAUGGGCACGAAGGCGCGACAGACACUGGAAGGGACGGGAGAAAAAGAAAGGAUGAGGGGGGGGGGCGAAAGGAGAGAAAGGAAACAAGACGUUUGAUAGAUGGCAUGCGAGCCUCGCGGAUGUUGAUCUCACCAGAUAGAUUUGGAGAGGAAGGGGAAAGAUGAUGAGGGUGAAGGCGGAGGACUAGAGGACUAGAAGGGCCGGAGGGAGUGAUGGUGAGAUUUAACCAACCACGUGCAGGCAGAGGCGCGUCUCCUUACGCCUCGUGUGACGCUUUGUGUGAGAAAACAUAGUACUUGCACUUUGGUGCGGACCACCAGUGCGCCGCCCCUCCUUCCCCCUGCUGUGGAUUGUCCGUAGCGUGUCACAUCCUCCAAGUCGGAUGCCGUACUGCUGUGUAUCUUCCUCUCAACAGUCCAGUUAACAGAAGCUAUGAUGACCUUUGGCCUUUUUUUCUUGUCUGAGCUCUGAAAGCAUGGUGUAUUCUUUGACUGAUUUCCCGGAUGAACAAGGGGUAGGCGUCGCGUUGACGCUUGUCUGCUCGGUGACCUUAGGUGUCGACGUUGGUGGUAUACGAUGUGUGUUAACUAGAGUAGCAGCGUUGUCAACUUGUUUUAGCUGCAAGCUAUGUAUUUGGAGCGAGACGCGGGCGGAAGGGUGUGGCCUUAAGGCGCUUUGCAGACACCCCGAGACGCCCGACGGACAUGAUCACAAGUAUUCCAAUACAUGGAGUGCACAGACGAAAAAGAGUGCGGUGUCGAGCUUACCGCCCGAAAGAUAACACAGAGCGAGAAAUCGCACCAUUGACAUAGACAGAGCGGGAGACGCACCGUAGAUAACGCUGCAGCGGUGACGCUUUUCCGUCCAUAGACAACAAAAUUCGACUAACAGAGCGGGGUAGAGGCAUGGGUCUGUCUGCGGAGGCUGUGCGUGAGGGGUGUAGUGUUAGUGGUGCGGGCCGUAUUUGUUUGUUGUGUGUGUAUCAUGUUUUCCGUCAUUGACGUCGUAGACUUAUGAGGGUGUGACGAGGUUGCAAGACCGACUGUAUGUGAUAAUUUCAUGCGCCCGUUCAAUGUCCGCCCUGCUUUCGGUGACUGUGUAAACCGUGUGUUUCAAAACCCCGAGUGCUUCAUAGACGCCCAGGAUGUGAGCCGCCCGCAGGCAAUCCCUAGACUACAAUGCGUACGAGAGGGAUCCGGAAUAACGAGUAGCAAGCAUCCUGGCUUGUUUCUUCUUCUCAAGUCCAGUGAGAUAAGCGAUUACGCUUUUAGUGUUCUUAGAUUGAUGACCCCGGAUGCGCAAAAGGUGGGUGUCGCGGUUACGCUUGUCAGUGUCUGAUUGGUGGGCAUAGGAUUCAAACUUCUUGGUUUGGAAAUUAAUUAGUAGAUACGCGUCGUCACAGUAGCAGACCUUGGAUAGACAUCCUUUGUAGAUAUCGAUGCGCCCUGAUUUCCAAUGUUUCGAGAGCAUUCGUGACAUGGCGCAGUCCGGCAAUUUGCGGAGGGAGUUGCGAUGCGUCUUGCACAAUAUGCCGCCAAGAGCCCCCACUGCCCAUCGAUCACCUCGUCCGUAAU
Ectocarpus sp. CCAP 1310/34 is the source of this 4119-nucleotide messenger RNA. Lineage: Eukaryota; Phaeophyceae; Ectocarpales; Ectocarpaceae. The record is from the annotation of a GenBank genome assembly.